This is a messenger RNA of Hippoglossus stenolepis (Pacific halibut), 1351 nucleotides long. RefSeq names its product dermatopontin (gene dpt). Bases 100 to 675 code for a protein of 191 amino acids. The transcript is spliced from 4 exons. Gene Ontology annotation, biological process: collagen fibril organization. Gene Ontology annotation, cellular component: extracellular matrix. The record is from RefSeq and is a predicted model, not a curated record. NCBI's taxonomy places the organism in Eukaryota, Metazoa, Chordata, Actinopteri, Pleuronectiformes, Pleuronectidae. Gene Ontology annotation, molecular function: extracellular matrix structural constituent.
UGGAUACAAAACAUCUGGACAGCAAAGGGCUCUGAGGAGUUUAAGCUGAGGCAGCUGUGAGGGAGAGCAAAUCUGCGAGGACCAACAGAUUUCUUCAAUAUGAAUCCUGCUCUGGUGACGUUGGCGUUCUCGCUGCUGACCACGGUCGCAGCUCAGUCUCACGACCACCAUGACAUGGCCUGGGUCAACGGCUACCGUCAGAGUUUCAACUUCCAGUGUCCCCACGGAGAGGUCCUCGUGGCCAUCCGGAGCUACUUCAGUGAGGAGAACGGCUCGGACCGCUUGUGGACGUUUGAGUGCCAGUCCACACCUGAGGGUCUGGGGGAGCCCAGUGACUGCUGGUGGGACGACAUCAACCGUGCUGGGUUGGAGUGGACUUCAACUUGUACUCGUAAUGGCCUGGUGGCAGGGGUACAAAGCAAGUACUUUCAAUCUGUCCUUGACCGGGAGUGGCAGUUCUACUGCUGCUACUACAAACGCCGAUGUCCUUACUCCUGCAUGAAGACCUCCGAUAUUCCUGAACACUACAGAGAAGAGGCGGAGCUGGUGGUCCCUAGUUAUGGCUACUUCAUCCGAGGUGCUCAGACCACCUUCACUGGAGUGCUACGAGAUCGGCAAUGGAAAUACAUCUUGUGCAGAAUGACAGACUUUGACUGUGAAUUUGAGAAUUUGUAGAUUUGCAGCAAUGUUACCCAACCAACAGUUAUCAUAACCCAAAUACAUAUUUACUCCUAUUAAACAAUGACAUAACACUGACAUUAUAUAAAAACGAUAUUGUUCAUGUUUCCAUUUUAUUCAAUAUAUUUACUUUUAAUAAAUAGAUCAACCACAGGCAUGUGACUUAUGCCUGUGUGAUCACUGAUUUUCUGGUCUAGCAUGGUAAAAUAAACCUCAUCACAGAGGGUCUGUCGGGGAUUUUGGGCUCCACCGAUGGCUCAACUGUUUUCAUUUAGUUGCAGGAGGACCUGCAAGUCUGUUGGCAACACGUGAAAGUGGUUAUACAAAACAACUCAAUUAUUGGAUGCUGUGCUCAUGAUGAUGGAAAAUAACUAAGUCAGGCUCCGCUCCAAGACCUUGGAGUUGGGGUCAUGUUAAAGUAAAAUGGUUUAACACUAUUUUCAUGCUCAUAAAAGUAAUAAAAGUAUUCGGAGAGCUGCCUGGUGUGACUGACUGGUGAUAUUGUCUUGUAAAUCAGAACAAAACUCAUGUAUUUGUUGGGAGUGAUUCGAGGAUCCCUCAGACAACAUGAGCUCAGCAUGUAAUGAAAUGUCCCACCUGUUUUCACAUUGCUCCUGUAUUAAAGUGUCUUGUUUGGCAGCUGCAGUACAGCUGCAAACUGUACUGAAAAUCA